UCCAUGUUCUUUGUGGAGUUCCAGCUGCACUUUGAGAAGGAUUAUGCCACCACCGCCUGGAUCCACAGUCUGAUCGACUCCACCACCAUGCUCUGUGCUCCUCUCGGUGGUUUCCUUACAAACCGAUUCUCCUGCAGAUUUACAGUGAUCCUGGGAGGUCUUCUGUCUGCUUCUGGUCUGGUCCUCAGCUCCUUUGCUACCAGUCUGGAAUAUCUGUACAUCUCCUUGGGCAUCCUAACAGGUCUUGGCUACGCUCUCACUUACACACCAUCUAUAGCGAUGGUGGGGAGGUACUUCAAUGAGAGGAAAGCUCUGGCCUAUGGCAUCGCAAUGUCUGGGAUUGGCAUCGGGACCUUCAUCAUGGCUCCUGCAGUCCAGCUGCUGAUAGAACAUUAUUCCUGGAGAGGAGCUCUGCUCAUCCUGGGAGGGUUUGUUUCCAACCUGUGUGUCUGUGGUGCUCUGAUGAGGCCGCUGGAACCAACAAGAAGUAAAAGGAUAUGGGAGAACAACAUGGCACAUGUGGAGGAAGACUGCAUGACAACAGUGCUGGAUUCCAAAGACACUGAGGAAGCGCCUGCUGAAUGCAGUCUAGUGGAGGAAAAGCAGCUGGAACUGAACAACUUAAUGGAUACUCAAAGGAUGCUCAUAGCCAAUGGAGCACUUAAAAACUCUGACCUUGAAAACAACAAACUGGGCCGGGGGAAUAUAGUGCUGCUACCAAAUUCGUGCCUGCCUGAUUCAAAUUUAAAAGAGCUGAAGAUAUCUGAGUGCAUAUUAUUUAGCAACAAGCUAACAGAAAUGCUAGAGGAGAUCAAACUCUCAGAUCCUAGACUAGAAAAUGGUAGCACAAACGAGGACUUGGAAAUGGUCGAAAGCAAGAACUUCCACAACAAGGCAGCUAACGUGGACGCUAAGAUAGAAGACUCAGGACUCACAGAAGCCAAACCAAUAGAUGACUAUCACUUAGAUCAAAGCCCUCCUCCUGAGCCUUUAGUGAGCACUGAGACUUCAACCAGAGGACGCUGGUUUCGUCUCAAGUCAAGGGAGGGGAUUGGUUUUCUCAUGAUACCAGACUUUGUGUUUCUGUCUGUGUCCUUCCUGUUUCUGGCUUAUGGCUGCAGCGCUCCAGUAGUUUACCUGGUCCCUUACGCCCUCAGCGUGGGACUGGAGCACCAGCAGGCUGCCUUACUUAUGUCCAUAUUUGGAGUCAGCGCCAUUGUGGGCAACAUCACCUUUGGAUGGCUCACGGACAGAGAGUGUCUGAAGAGGUAUCGCUUGCUGAGCUACAUGUUGGCGAUAGGCAUGGAGGGCCUCUGCUGCAUGUUUGUCCACCUCCUUCACUCCUUCUCCCUCUUGGCCACAUUUUCUGCACUCUACGGGUACUUUGACGGGGCGUAUGUGGCACUCAUCCCAGUGGUGACCUCUGAUAUCGUCGGCUCCACCUACCUGACCUCCGCUUUGGGUGUGGUCUACUUCCUGCAUGCCAUCCCCUACCUGAUUAGCCCACCAAUAGGAGGUUGGUUAGUAGACAUGACCGGAAACUACGCAGCAACCUUCUUUCUCAGCGGGGCUUCCUUCAUGUGUAGCUCUGUGGUCCUAGCAGCUGCCAUGUUGGUCAGACACUUCAGGAGGUCCAAGUCUAACUCAGCUGCAUGCUCAAGUCCCAGUCACACUGCUGCUGCAGCUCAGCAGAGCAUCAUAUGACACUAAUCAAGAUGCUGCUCCUCCAAUUGCACGGAUGUGCAUCUUACCACUGCUGGUAUGUUCAGGUGAUAUUUUGGUGUGCAUCAUACACUGCUAAUUGGACCUCAAGUCCCUGUGACUGGGACACAACAAGAUCUUAUAGUAUUAGUUACAAACUGGAUUGGUGCUCAUAUUUAAGCCAUUUGUAAAGAAUGUGUGGUUUCUUACAGUGACCAUCACCCCUCUGUGAUUAUGACAACCAUAUAAAAAAACAUUCACUUAAAACAUUCACUUGGGCUGAUCAUGACACUUGACAAGAACGUAAAUAUGAUAGCUUUGUUAAAUAAAGAAAA
This is a messenger RNA of Centropristis striata (black sea bass), 2036 nucleotides long. RefSeq names its product monocarboxylate transporter 12-B-like. The record is from RefSeq and is a predicted model, not a curated record. Gene Ontology annotation, molecular function: monocarboxylic acid transmembrane transporter activity. NCBI's taxonomy places the organism in Eukaryota, Metazoa, Chordata, Actinopteri, Perciformes, Serranidae. The transcript is spliced from 7 exons. Bases 4 to 1704 code for a protein of 566 amino acids. Gene Ontology annotation, biological process: transmembrane transport; monocarboxylic acid transport.